GAGGGGCCAUUACUCAACCGACAGCACUAAAUUUUCACCGCAUUUCACGCGUGACUAAAUACACCGAGCCGCUCGACCAUGGCAGUACUGUGAUUAAGUCAAAAGGUAAGGUCAUUUCAGCUGAAAUUGGAUAUAUAAAUAACCAAAAAUCUGUACUACGUUCUCCUCCGUCGCAUCUUCCGGGUCUUCGCAGCCGAAGUGAUAAAGAUAUUGCAACAUGGAGAAUAUGCACAGCUAUUGGCAAUUCGGUGACGAGCUUCGAGGACAAUCAAAAGUUUCUGAGGAUCAUAAAUGGUCAACAGCUGCUCUAAAAUUGGCUGAGCAGGUGAAGUACAAGGGCGAACGCAGGAAUAACCUUGACUUUUCAAAGAGCUCAGCUGAAAUUAGGCCAAGGGGUAAUAAUAUGUUUCAAGAAGAUAACAAGUGGGAAAGCCUUAACUUCAAUAUGUUAAAUUUGGAUACCAAGAUGACUGAAAAUAUGAGCAAGAAUCACAUUGUAGAUAGCAUUUACAAUGCAAAUCCAGUUUAUCUUAAACCCAAUUUUAACAGCUUGGGAAAUUCUUCCUUAAGCAAGCUCAACACUAGCAUCUAUACCAAGGAACCUGCCAAGAAUAACAAUAACAACACUGAGAGCACCAAUGGAAAUAACUCUGCUGACAAAAGGUUUAAGACUCUGCCUGCUGCUGAGACACUGCCGAAGAAUGAGGUUCUUGGUGGAUAUAUAUUUGUUUGUAACAACGACACAAUGCAGGAAGACUUAAAACGCCUGCUCUUCGGCCUUCCUCCUAGAUACAGAGAUUCUGUGAGGGCAAUAACACCAGGGUUACCCUUGUUCCUAUAUAAUUACACUACUCACCAGCUGCAUGGUAUCUUUGAGGCUACGAGUUUUGGAGGCUCCAACAUUGAUCCAACUGCCUGGGAGGAUAAGAAGUGCAAAGGAGAAUCAAGGUUCCCUGCUCAGGUGAGGAUCCGUGUACGGAAAGUUUGUAACCCUUUGGAGGAAGAUGCUUUUAGACCAGUUCUACAUCAUUAUGAUGGCCCCAAGUUCCGCCUGGAGCUCUCUGUGCCUGAGACUUUGGACUUGCUAGAUCUCUGUGAGAAAGCUGGUGUCUAGGAGCUAUGUGCACUAGCUAGCGUCCUGUACUAGUAAGCCUAAAGCAACUGUAGCCUAUGUGAAAUGUUAUAGGUUUGUGGUGUGUGUAAUUACACUGCAUGCAGUGUGCUGUCUGUAGAUUUCCAUAGCGUAAGCUUUGGGGACAGGUCUGGUUAGGAGUUCAUAAACUUAGGAUUGGCUUGUGUAAGCCAAAUAAGUGCAAUGCUUAUGUCUGAAGGUGUUUGCUUAGCUAUUUUAUCUUACAGUAAACUUGAGACAAGACAAUAUGUAAUUGGUCAAGAUCGAAUGUGUUUCUAUGUCUGCCGAGGAACUCUGCGUCAUCCGUAUUGUACUGCACAACUUGUUAAACAUUUAUUUCCUUUUUGGAAA
Capsicum annuum is the source of this 1483-nucleotide messenger RNA. Its product is annotated as B2 protein. NCBI's taxonomy places the organism in Eukaryota, Viridiplantae, Streptophyta, Magnoliopsida, Solanales, Solanaceae. The transcript is spliced from 6 exons. The record is from RefSeq and is a predicted model, not a curated record. The coding region runs from base 218 to 1114 and encodes 298 amino acids. Gene Ontology annotation, biological process: response to endoplasmic reticulum stress.